Messenger RNA from Ostertagia ostertagi, 303 nucleotides. NCBI's taxonomy places the organism in Eukaryota, Metazoa, Nematoda, Chromadorea, Rhabditida, Trichostrongylidae. The record is from the annotation of a GenBank genome assembly.
GUUCAAACCACGAUUCUACAACAAAACUGAUAUGUCCGUCUUCAUAGGAAGUAAGUGCCUUAAUCCCGAACAAUGUUUGAAGCGCCGACGUGUGAAAAUGUUUUGGGCUCACAAAGACUGGGAUCCGUGCACGCAAGUUCAUGACAUUGCAAUUGUUGAGCUCCAUAAAGAUGUCGUCGUUACUAAAGAAGUGGCUCCAAUUUGUCUUCCUUCGCCAGGGCUCAAGCUGGCACCACUUCUGAGAGCAGCCGGUCCUGGAAUGAAUCGUGAGUUCCGUCUCAUCUAUGGAAUUCGAUCAAUAUA